This is a messenger RNA of Pomacea canaliculata, 9780 nucleotides long. Its product is annotated as sphingosine kinase 1-like. Gene Ontology annotation, biological process: sphingosine biosynthetic process. Gene Ontology annotation, cellular component: cytoplasm; membrane; intracellular membrane-bounded organelle. The record is from RefSeq and is a predicted model, not a curated record. NCBI's taxonomy places the organism in Eukaryota, Metazoa, Mollusca, Gastropoda, Architaenioglossa, Ampullariidae.
UAAUUCAGCUAAAAUUAACCUUUUUCUGUCAGAAAUGGACAUCAAUAGAAAUUUCACGGACCUCAUUUGCCCUUUGUUUUCCGCAAAGCGCAUAUAUCGUGGCCCUGCAUGAGCUGUUAUCCCUGCACUGAGAAAUUCGGAGUUCGAAGCUCGUCUCGGGACACUGUAUGUGAUUCGAUCACAUAGAUCUGAUAAAGCACACAUAUUUAUGGGUAAGGGAAACAAGAGAACACUUUUAAGUGACGAUGCCACAGACUUCGUAGCGACCAUGGAUGUCCGCAAAAAACCAAAACAUGCGCGUGGAAGUGAUCACGUGACAACCACAAGCCCUAUCAGUGGUCACAUGAUCUGUAGACGCUAAAAUGGCGAAUUGGAGAGAAGAGGUCCUUUUGGAAGGUGAAUUUCGAGUUUCAUCAAAGAAGCGGGUACUUUUCAAAGUAACUCUCACUCCAGUAGGACUUUACUACAGUCCAAUUACCAGUAGUAAUCAAUAUGAGGAAAAGCUGGUGCGCAUGAGCGACAUCGUAGGUUGUCAGUGCACCGAGUCAAGUUCCACUCCUUCCAAAUUGCAAUCGGAUAGUAUAGUAGCAGCGUUCACAGUCUUUGCGUACCCUUUUCGAAAGAAAGUAUUCACCGGUAAAAGAAUACGACAUCGUCAAGUCACAACAUUUGAAAUAAGUACCUGCAAAUCGUUUGAAGAGAACUGGAAAAUAUGUAGGAAGUGGCGAAGUGUGAUCUGCAGUUUAGCAAGGGACAUUCCAGUGCGUCCAGAGGAUGUUGAUACAUGUACUCCACCACCCCGUGGCAGGCUCCUGGUCUUUGUCAACCCUUCUAGUGGCUCUGGUCGUGCCCUGCAGACUUUCAAAAAUGAAGUUGUGAAUAUGCUGGAGGAAGCCAACAUCCCUUUCAAGCUUGUUGUUACUGAAUAUGCUGGUCAUGCCCAGGAUAUGGUUCAGAAUCUGGAGCUUUCAGACUGGGGUGGGUUGGUCAUUGUAUCAGGAGAUGGAUUGAUAUUUGAGGUGAUCAAUGGAUUGAUGAAGCGGGUUGAUUGGAGUUCAGCCAUCAAGACACCAGUAGGCUGUGUGCCAGGUGGUUCUGGAAAUGCAUUGGCCUGUUCCAUCAACUAUUCUGCAGGGGAACCAGUUGAUGUGGAUGCUGCCCUUCAUUCAACGUUUAUAUUGGUCAAACAUCGAGUCCUGCCCAUGGACCUUGUUCUCAUACAAACUCCAACCCAUCAGUAUUUUUCCUUCCUCUCUGUUACAUGGGGAAUAGUUGCUGACAUCGACUUUGAAUCUGAGAAAUAUCGCAACCUUGGAGAAGCUCGUUUUACGUUUGGAGCCAUAAAGAGAAUUGCAAAUCUCCGAUCCUACCAAGGCCGCCUGUCAUUCCUUCCUGUAGCUCAGUACACCCCUAAAACACCUACCAAGCCGAGGACAUUAGUAAAGCUACGGAGGUUUUCUUCUGCGCAGUUCUGGUAUGUGUCCUCAGCUAAACAGGACCCUCAAAGCAAUGCAGACACCAGUGUGCCUGAGAACAACAAUGCAUCUGAACAAGAAAAUGGAGAACUGGAUUUCAAUGUAACUGCAAAUAAUGCUGCUGUAUGUCAAGGUGAUGAAGAGAAAGAAGAAUGGAUAUCGACCUCUAUGGGAGCAGCAGAUUCCAAUAGCUUAAAAGCUCCUGACAGUACCCAUUUUCAGAACCUAGAAGGUCAGCAACAACUUGCACAUCAAUCAGAACCUGAAGGCUCAUUUCCCAAAGAAAUGUCUGAAGGAUUCUCUGAAGUCCAGGAAGCAGAUAUUGAGGAAGAGACAUUUUAUGCCAAAAAGAAAGCUGGACAGGCUGUUCCAGCAACACUGCUGCCGCCCCUUGUUGAACCAGUGCCUGAAAAUUGGGUGGUGGUUGAAGACAAGUUCGUGCUUGCUUGUGCUUUGUAUCAGACACAUCUAGGCAGUGAGAUGCUGGGAGCCCCAGCUGCUCAUAUGGCUGAUGGGGUCAUUCAUCUUAUGUUUGUUCGGGAAGGGAUUACUCGCAACCAACUAUUCAGUCUUUUUCUUACAUUCAGUGAAGGAGGUCAUGUUGAUUCACCAUACGUGGAAUUUGUUCCUGUCCUGGCUUUCCGAUUAGAACCUUAUGAGACUAGUGGCAACAUUAUGAUUGAUGGUGAGCGACUUGACCCCAUGCCCUUACAAGGUCAGGUGCUGCCUAGUAUUGCACGAAUCAUGGGAAUAAAGUAAAAUUAUUUUUAAGGUGAAGUAUAUAAAGUGGAAAUGGUACAGAAAUUAAAUAUGUAUAAUAUUCAUUCAUAUCAUUAUUUUUGAACUAGUAUGCUUACUUUUAUUUCAUUUACAUCACAAUCCAAAAUCUGUGCAGCAAAAAUAUUUAACUUCAAGCUGUAGACAGAAAAAUAAUAAUAUCCAUCAUGUAAUUAAAUACUUUUUUAAUGGCACCAAGAGUGAAUGUUUCCAGACUAGAGAAAUAAUAUGAGAUGUUUGUCUUGUUGUCAUGACAUGAGAACUAACACCUGCUGAAAUUUUGAAAGCACAAACUGCACAAAUCUACAACACUGUUCCUCGUGCAUCUCAAUGUGGAGAAAAUCUGAAAUUGUGUAAAUGGUGAUUCAGAAUCUUGUGUGAGAGAAAAGGUUAUUGCCAUUGUUUCCUGAUCAGUAUCACCACAAACUUCCCAUCACAAAAUAUGCAUGAAAUAAAGUUUCAAUGAAGGAAAAUAAACUUUGAUUAAUAAAUAGUGUUACUUAACCAAAAUAAUAGAAUCUCAUGAAAGCAAUGGAAAAUUAAGUAGUCAGUAGAAAGGGACAAGGCAGUGUAUGGUGCAGUAUUUGAGAGAUGUGAGAGUGUGAAUGUCCACCUCUGGACAUGUUUUGUGUCCACUCUGUUGAUAUGCACUCAGUGCAUAUUGUGAUCUGCAUAUCACUUGUCACAGCAAGCUUACUAUGUGUGACUGGUUCUGAAAAUAUACUUACUAGGCAGCAGUACAAUAUUGUGUCUGUGAUGUCUUAUAUUGUCUUCUUGAGGAAGACUGGACAAAGGGUGAAAAAAAAAGCUUGACUGAGAAGCAUAACAUUUUUUAAAGCUAUGGAAACUCAGGUCCCUUAAUGUGUAAACCUUUGUGAGCUAAGCAGCUAGACAAAAUGACCUUUUAUUGACAUGGUUACCACUAAGCUUAGUGAAUACAAAGCACAUUUCUGGUGUAAAUUUUAGUAAAAUUAAUAUACUUGGAAUAAGUACUACUUAUGUGAUAAAACCUUGUGAAAAUCAAGUGUGUCAUUGUUUUUUUAUGUUGUUAUUUAAAAAAAACUAUGCUACGUUUACCAAUAUAUAAAGUAAUGUACCUAUAAUCUGUUAUAAUCUUUUGAUUUAUAAAGUUUAUUUUAUAUCGUCAGAAGUGCACACAAUUUUUCUUUUUUUGCUCCGAUCUAUUGUGUCCAGCAUGACUGCUCAGUUCAUUCUCAAUGCUGAUGAUUGUACUGACCUAUGCUGUCUCACAAGGACCUUGGUUUAGCCUAUUUCACUCUUUGUCAUUCGUGUGCACCUGUGAGUAGAAUACAUUAUUAAACAUUCCUGAUGCAUGCUAUCAUAUCCACACACAUAGAUAUGCACAGUCCUUUUUUAAUGCUGAUCUUCCUCUGCAAUUGCUGCACAUGCAGACAGUGCUGUCUGGGAGAGGGGUGGUGGUUUUUCGGUUAGUUUUUUUUAUUUGUUGUUGUUUUGCUGUUAGUGCAUAUAUAUAUGUUUGCUGAGUCAUUAUGUGUGUUGUGCUUUUUUCCCCACAUAUUUUGCCUUUCUUUGGUAAAGUGCUUUAAGCACUUCUGUUAAGAAGGGAAAUGUGCUAUUUAAAAUCCUCUUAUUAUUAGUACAUUUAGCUUGUGAGAGUUAUUUGAAAUUACGACUUUGUAGUGCCAUGAACUAAUGGAAAUAUUGAGUUUUGCAGGGUAGGUUCUGAAUGCUUAGCACAGAGAGACAGAUUUUGACAAAUAUUUAUGUGUGAGGGUAAACAGAAUAAGCAAAAGUUGUGCUUUUUAAAUUCUAGCAUUCGAUCUAAGCAGAAGAAACUGAAGCACUACAUUAUUAUAAAACAAAGGCAUUAAAAUUGCAAGGGAGAAAAAUUAGAAUUGGUACAAAGAUGGAGGUUGAUAUCUAAAUUGACAGGAUUAACAUUUUCUUGACUAAUGGAUAAGUAACAUGGUACAAGUUCAUUUUGUCAAAGUGAGUAAUAGGUCAGAGAGAGUACAAAUAUGACUAUAAAUAUUCUAUGAAAUAGAUCCAUGCUUCCUGUGGUGUGUGGUUAGAUGCAAGAAGAACAUUUAAAAAAUUGGAAUGUCACUUAUUAGGAAAUUGUAAAGGUUUCAUUUGUCUGAGGAUACAGAAAAGAGCAGAAUGUUAUCAGAGUUUUAUGCAGAGAAGGAAGAGACAGAAAAAUGUGCUCAUCGAUAUAAUUAAGACUUCUGUAACAGUGUUACUUUUCUGGUGCAACCUAUGUACAUUCUUUCAAGUUUGAAAAUGCUAUCAGAUAGCCAUAUCUGUAGGUCUGUGAAGUUGAAACAUUUCUAAUAAAACAGUUUAGUGAACCAUUGUAAAUUAUUAAAUUAGAGAUUUACACAUAAAAGGCAUGCAAAGAAGAGUUUCAUUGGGUUCAAUCAUUUCUGACAGAUACGAAGUUAUGGAACAUCAAAACCUCAUGAGCAUGUUUGUAAGUUCACCACUGUAGACCGACUGUGCACCUUGCACAUGACUGAUAUGUCAUAGUUGUCUUAUCUGAAUUAAAACAUUUUAUUAAUAGUUGUUUACUGUGUAAUGUUGAGUGCUACUGUGUUAUUGGACCCAGAUCAAAUGCUAGAUUUUGACUAGGCGAUACGCAGAGAUUUUUUCCUAAAUAGCACCUCAAAAGGAGCAGGUCAAAUUUUUAAAUGGUGAGGUUACCACUUAAAGUGACAGAUCAAUGUACCAUUUGUCUCUUAUAUAGUAAUAGAUGCUUCUAAGUAAAUAUAAAUGACAAAGUAUUUUGUCUCCUAAUCAGAAGAAUAGUAUCACUUAUAGAAGAUAAUGUAAGAGUUCAUUUUGUUCAGUGAAUGAAAUAUGCAUUAUGCAGCGGAAUAAUGCAGUUUUUUAGGUAAAGUUGUAAAGGUACAAAUAAAUAAGAAAGAAGUUAUUAUCAAUAAAGAAAUUUUAGAAGGUGCUAGAAUUUAUUAUCUGUGCUUGGCAUUUGUAAAACCAGGUGUCAGUAUGAUAAGUUUGCACUUUGCCUUCCUUAAUAAGCAGUAUCGUUAAAAAUGAAGGUAGAAUACACACUGUAUUAUUCUGUUCACAUUUUCUCUAGUACUAGUAUUUUUGAAUGCCUAAUUCAUUCUACUUAUUUAAGAAUUCAAUAUAACUGUAAGUAGUUAUAUUUACUAUUGCACAAAUUUAUAAAAAAUCUUACAGCUGUCUCAGUUUUUGAAAAUGUAAAAACAAACUUGUAUCUUUAUUUUAUAUGCUUUAAAUUUCACUGUUAAUUUUUACUAAUCGGAUUCCUAAAGUAAACAUAUUUUUUAAAAAAAUAUAUGAACAGUUGAACAAAUCAUUUAUACUGUUUUUAAUACUUAUAUAACUGACUGAACUUAAUGAUCUAGAAAAACAUUUUGGUGACAUACGUGAUUAUUGCAUAAACCUCAUGUCACAGAUACUUUUUUUCUUUUUAGACCUGCAUGCUUUGUUCCUGGCUGCUUUAUAUCUUCAUUUAUGUUUGCAUUUUGUACCUUGCUGCAUUGCUCUUUGAGCUUCUGUCCCGAGUGUUUUUACUCUCAUAAUAAAAUAUCCUUCGAGGCAGGAUGGGAUUAGGGAAAACGGCUAAAAUAUUUAAUGAGCCAAGCAAUAUUUUGGCUGUUAACAACAUUGGUUGUGUACUUAAAGUUUGAGUUCUAUAUAUAUAUAUAGUUGAAUCUUUUUUGCCUUGUAUGGUAGUCUUCAACUGAUUCAAAUUUUGUGAUUAUAACACACGAAACAGGAAUUUUACUGUGUAAUCUGAACAAGUAUUGCAUGAACCAGCAAUGACAAGAUUACUGAUCAGAUGUUUAUUACCACAGACCUUUUGUCGUUUUAUCGAUUGCUCACUUGCUUACCCUGUUUAAAACAGGUUUCUGUGGCAAGGCUUGUCAGUUACCUAAAUCCAAAUCCUCCCACCUCCCUGACCAGUACUGGUGGACCAGCAUAGCUAGUGGGCUAGUACAGUCUUGGGUGUGAAAGAAUGCUUUGUUGAGGAUUGUUUUUUUCUUUCUUUAUUUAGACAAUUUUUUUACAUUUCCUGGUGAGUUAUUACAGAAUCUAUGGAAUAUUUUGGUAAUUAAAACUGCAUCUGAACCUUUGUUUUUGUUUGCAACUAUGGUGUGCGAUAAAAAAAAUCUGUGGAUUUUUAUUGGCAUAAUCUGCCAGCAAAUGGUGACCAUUCUGUCCUUAACACAUGCAUACAUACAUCCAAACAUGAUGUAUAGAGUCAAAACACUUGAAAAAAAGAAGCCCAACCAAAUUUCUUUAGACAGGUCAACUACAACAGUAUAGUGACCCUCUAGUAAGGUUAUUCAGCAUAUUUUGUCAACAAAGAUAAACAUCGAAAAGAAACAUGAUAAAAACUUUUUUUCCAUAGCUGGUCAGCAGUCAUGAACGUUUUUUUUUAAAUCUUGCAUGAACAAUAAAACUGGUAAAAAUGUGUAUGUGUUGGAUGCCAAUUUUCUUUUAUAAUUACACUGUAAAAAUGAAGUUAUGCAUAAUAGGUUUUACAAACAUAUUUUCAAAUGUUUUGCAAUCAUGCAUAUCUAAAUAAAGAACAAAGAGCAGUGAGCUUAACAAAGGGCUAAAGUUUGGUAUGUCAUUAAGACUGAAAGACAAGAAUAACCAUUUAAGGACAACAUUUUUUGUUGUUCUUCCCUUUCUUUCCAUUUCUUUCUCAUACACACACACACAUAUGUGUGCACACGCAAGCAAACCUAUUCCUCUCUCAUAGCAUGCCCAGUGUUCCCUAGUCCAAAUGAAUACAGUCCAAAUACAGCCGAACUUCUAUAAGUCAAAGCUUCAAGGGACCGAAGAAAAAAAUUCAAGCUACAGAAGUUUGUCAAAAAAAGAACAUCUUUUUACUGUGGACUUAUUUCUGCAUGUGCUCGUGCAUCAUUGUUCCCAGCAAAAUAGCCUGUUAUCGAAGACAAUUUCUCUUCAUUUCUUUUAAAAUAAACGAGUGGAGGACAGAGAGUGAGUCAAAAAUUUUUGUAACUCUUUUAAAGACCCUAUGGCACCUUGUGGAGAAGGAGUUGCCUUUAUCACAUACUUUUCCUCUACAGAAAGGAGAAUAUGGGAGCACAGUGUCGAUGCGGGAGGAGUACAAGAUUUUAUGGUUUCUCACGUAUUUUCAAAUGGUUUCAACAUGCUGACUGGCUUAAAAUUAUUUUGAGUUGUGGAAGUUUUUGGCUAGGCCAAUUCAAGCUACGGAAGUUGAAUAUGCAUUGCUUUAAUUGGAAACCAACCAAAUGUUUAAAAUUCGAGUUAGGGAGAAUUUCAACUUAUGGAAGAUCAACUUAUUUAAGUUCGACUGUAUAUUUUAUUCAAGUGGGAUGAGUAAUUAAGCAGCUGCAACAACUAUUGAGUAAAUUGUGGACAUAGGAACAAACAGAAAGGCAAGGUUCUCUCUUAUACUUUCUCAUGCAUGCAUGUGUGUACAUAGACACUAACAUGCAUGUUUGUGCACACACACUCUCUCUCUCUCUAUUUAGGCCCAUCAUAAAGGCAGGCUUAAAGAACUUUACAAAAACAAGAAGAGACAAUAAUAAUAGCUGCUAAGGAACAAGAAUGUCAAUUUUGGGACUUAGGAAAUAUGAGUUAUCACAAUGAAGUUAACAAUCUACAAGCAGAAUAAACAUAUUUCUCAUCAGGUGUGCAGUUGACACACAGAGAAUCUAAACACUCAGCUGAAAAUGUAACAACAAAGCACACAGCCCAAAAGUAGGAAAAUUGCGGAGCAAUGUAGACCUAUAUAUAUAUAUGUGUGUGUGUGAAUAAAUAAGAACACAUGCCCGUACGCAACUGGAGGGAUGUAAGGAAAAGAUGGGUCAGAGAUAGGAGUAAUGUUCACUAAUUAUACUUUUGAAGGCACUCCCAAAAUCCUAUUCUGUGUGCAUGCUCCCAACCACAACCACAACAAUGUUUCAAAGUUUUAUAAAUUAUGCCAAAAUAAUGCAUGGUCAGCAAAAUAUGGCUACAGGGUGCAUGAGAUGAACUGCUCUAACAAAUGGACAUGGAUUUGGCACAGCAAUCUAAAGCAGAAAUGUAACAUUGUGGAUAACUUGUUUACAAAGAAACUCUAUUGAAACCUACAAGGUAGUCAAAUCAUGCCAUGAGUUUACUGUUACAUAUCACAACCAUACAGUAUCACUUUUAUUUAUAUAAUAUACAAAAAUACUUUGUAUAAAUGAAAUGAUUACAUUUACUGAACAAGUGUUAAAAAAAGGUGUUUAUGUCAUUCAGCAGUAUUUACAGUUUGAUGGGCAAUUCAGUGGCUAACACCAUUUAAAAGGGGAAACUAAAAGAAAUAAUGCCUGUAAGCAAUAUGUGUAACCCUUAACCCAUUUCUACAAUCUUGCAAUCCUUCUGACUCAAGCAUAAAUAUAUUGGUAGUGAUGCCAUAGUACAUCAUAAGCAUCUCCUUGUGUUUAUUCUUCUAAUUUUUUAAGAAAAGAACAAAAAAUUUUAAAGAACACACAAGCAUAUGUAAUACAUCAGGAACUGUGUUCAAUUUUUUUAAAAUUCAAUCCCACAUGUGAACUGACAGAAGGAUAAUUCUGAAUUUAAGGAAGGAUUUGCUUGUCAGUUUUCUAGUUCCUGGCAUGUAACUUUUACAUGAACUAAUUGCACUUCAGACAGAGCCAGAUUCUGACAGUCAUUGUUCAUAAAUGAUUAAAAACAUUAAAAGACUCAGGACCAUAAACAAAAGACUUUGGAAGACAGGAACAUAAGUCUUUGUACAUAUAUAUAUAUCAAAGUAAAUAUAAGUACCACAAAAAACAGUCAAAUGUUGACAUCAUUUGUCAUAUAGCAAAAGAUACUAUGACAUACCUGUAUUAAUUGCUGUAUAAACAAUGCCAAAAUAUGCUAACUUAUAAAGCUCAUUAUUAUGUUUCAUUUACAAAUACAAGCACAAACAUACUAACACUUAAAUGCAUUUGAACUACAAAGGAAAAAAGACAACAUAAAACAAAUAUUUCAGAAUUCUGCUAUAAAAUAUCUAGAUUUCUAAAGACAUACAAAUAUAGCUGUGAAUAUGGCUGAGAAUAUUAAAGCCAGAAUAUGCAUGCAUAGUCUUCUAUUCCUCUUUAUUCCAAAAAAUCAGAUGCAGUUUUAAAAUGAGCAAAAAUAUUUAAUGGCCAGAGGUGUAAGAUAAAUUCAAAUAAGCAAAAUUAAUUAUAUAGUGAAAUUUACUUAUUAAAUCUUUAAUUCUUAAAUUUAUGAAAAGAGGGAACUAUUAAUGCGUUUCAAAAAUAUGUUUUAAAAAGGAAAUAAAAGUAAAGACCUUAUAAACUAUUACUAAAGCAGACUGCAUUGUGCUGAAUAUUUUUCGAUGGUAAGACUGAAAGCACAUUCCCUAUUUAAAGCUGGCUGUUUUGUUGUUUUUUUAUGGUUAUAAGUAUUUUGUAGAAAGGUAAUGGAAAAUUAAAUAAUUUAUUCCUGUUAUUCUUAGUAGAUAACAGAAAUCUGAAUUCAUAGUGGGAUAUAAAAUUUCUUGAAGGACUGACCACAAAAAAAA